AUGUUGGACAAUUCCGGGUCCGUGUUGCCGUUGGCGGUGGUGGAAGAGGUCGACGACGGCUCCGAACCGCGCAUCGACGUGUUGGCGUCCGUCUUGGCCAUCCGCAUCUUACUCGCGCAGAAUGGGCUCGGUGAUGGGCAAGUUCUGUGCCAGCCGAUCCUCCACCACCUUGUGCAUGGCGCGGUUGAUGGGCUCGUAUUUGAACGACAACUUGCGUUUGGAGCUGCGCAUGGACUUGGACGUGGCAGAGUCGGCCUGGUGGGCCUCGCGGUAGCGCAAUCGCAGCUCGGCCUCGUUCUUGAGCCACUCGGAGAAGCUGGACGUGGAAAUGGAGAACUGAUCGCGGAAAAAGUCCACGGUCUCGCUCUGAGGGCGCUUGGAGUUGUGGAAAUGAUCGAUGAUCAUGAUCUUCUGCUCCAAAUUCGCCCGUGGAAGCUUAUCUUUCCCAACAGAAGGCAUGUUUACUCGAUAGCCCUGUGUAAUCUGGAACUUCUUACCCCCAAAAAAUACGGUCCUGAAAAAACAGGCCUUUUGGAUCGGCCGGGUAACACAGAUAACGAAGUUAAACUAUACAUCUGGUUUACACUAAUGAGAGCCUGCUGCUCUGGAGACCUUGUCAAGAACGCUCUCAUAAGCGACCUCGCUGAAGUCUGUUCCCUGGAUGUCGGUGGAAACACCGUUCAAGGCUCUUCUAAGAGCGUCCUUGGAGGCAGCGUACACCAUCUUGGCCUUGACCUUGGCGGUGUCUGGGGCCCAUUGGUAAAAGACAAUCUUGUUUCUCUUACCUUCGCCCUUGCCGAUCUCGUACUCAAAGUCGUAAACGGCGUAUUUACAGUCGUUUUCUGGCAGGUUCUCCAAGAACGAGUCGUAAGAGUCGUCGGUGGAGGUGGAGUCGACAACAAUUUCGGUGUUGGCGUCGUUCAACUUGUAGAUGAUGAAUUUGUACUUCUUGCCGAGCUUGAGGUCGUUGAAAGCCUUCAAUGCUUCAUCGGAAACAGCAACACUAGAACGUUAGCAGUCUUUUGA
Ogataea philodendri is the source of this 1026-nucleotide messenger RNA. RefSeq lists its product as uncharacterized. The record is from RefSeq and is a predicted model, not a curated record. The coding region runs from base 1 to 1026 and encodes 341 amino acids. The transcript is spliced from 2 exons. NCBI's taxonomy places the organism in Eukaryota, Fungi, Ascomycota, Pichiomycetes, Pichiales, Pichiaceae.